UCCAGCCCCUCGCUCAGCGCCCUGCAGCCAGUCCCCAGGCGCACGGUCCUCCAUCCCGGUCGCCCAGCUUCCGGGACCCUUCUGCAGUCAUGGGCAGGGUUUCCUUCAGCGUUCCAGUCCGGUCAGUCCGGAGACCCAACUCUCCUUGGCAGGGGCGAUGCUACGUCUCCUGCAGAGUCCCCCUUCCACCCGGCGCCCUCCACGCAUCAGGUGGACUCAGCUGCGCGCGGGAUGGGGAGGCUGCAGAAGGAGCCGUCGGAAGCAGCCCUUCGGGGGUCCACGGCUUCCUCUCGGCGCCAGCGUCGCGGGCGCCCGGCAUCUGGAAGGACUGCGCCGCAGCCUUGUCUGCCCCAGAUACCUUGGUAGCUGGUGAACAUAACAUGGGUGAUGGCUGCUCUCAGAAGCUGACCACUGCUAAUGUUCUCCGUUUCCUAUUGCUGGUCCUGAUUCCAUGUAUCUGUGCUCUCAUUGUCCUGCUGGUGAUCCUGCUCUCCUUUGUUGGAACGUUAAAAAAAGCCUAUUUUAAAUCAAAUGGGAGUGAACCCAUGGUCACUGAUGGUGAAGUCCAAGUGCCUGAUGUUAUUCUUAUCAAUACAAUUUAUAACGAGAGCACCAUGACAUCUACUACACAUCCCAACCAACACAUUCCAGCUUGGACCACGAAUGCUUCUCUCCUAGGGGACCAACAUCACAGGAACACAAGUGCCUGUGUGAACAUCACCCACAGCCAGUGUCAGAUGCUGCCCUACCACACCACGCUAAUACCUCUCUCCUCAAUUGUCAAAAACACGGAAAUGGAGAAGCUCCUCAAAUUCUUCACGUACCUCCAUCGCCUCAGUUGCUAUCAACAUAUCAUGCUUUUUGGCUGUAGCCUGGUCUUCCCUGAGUGCAUCGAUGAUGGUGAUGACAGUUAUGGACUCCUGCCGUGUAAGUCCUUCUGCGAGGCUGCAAAAGAGGGCUGUGAAUCAGUCUUGGGGAUGGUGAAUGCCUCCUGGCCCAAUUUCCUCAAAUGCUCCCAGUUUAGAAACCAAACUGAAAGCAGCAACAUCAGCAGGAUUUGUUUCUCACCAGAGAAGAAAAAAGGAAAGCAAUUGCUCUGUGGAGGAGGCGAGAGCUUUCUGUGUGGCAGUGGAAUCUGCAUCCCAAGGAAACUGCAGUGUAAUGGCUACAACGACUGUGACGACUGGAGUGAUGAGGCUCAUUGCAAUUGCAGUGAGAAUCUGUUUCACUGUCACACGGGCAAGUGUCUUAAUUAUAGCCUCGUGUGUGAUGGAUAUGAUGACUGUGGGGACCUGAGCGAUGAGCAAAACUGUGAUUGCAAUCCCACAAAGGAACAUCGCUGUGGAGACGGGCGCUGCAUCGCGAUAGAGUGGGUGUGUGAUGGUGACCAUGACUGCGUGGAUAAGUCUGACGAGGUCAACUGCUCCUGUCACAGCCAGGGUCUGGUGGAAUGCAGAAAUGGACAGUGCAUCCCCAGCACUUUCCAGUGUGAUGGAGAAGAGGACUGUAAGGAUGGGAGUGACGAGGCGAACUGCAGUGAGGGUCGGACUCCAUGUCGAGAAGGCGACCAAAGAUGCCUCUAUAAUUCCUGCCUUGAUUCAUGUGGUGGUAGCUCUCUUUGCGACCCCAGGAACAGUCUGAAUAACUGUAGUCAAUGUGAACCAAUUACAUUGGAACUCUGCAUGAAUUUGCCCUACAACCAUACAAAUUAUCCGAAUUACCUUGGCCACAGGACUCAAAAGGAAGCAUCCAUCAGCUGGGAGUCCUCUCUUUUCCCUGCACUUGUUCAAACCAACUGUUACAAAUACCUUAUGUUUUUUGCUUGCACCAUCUUGGUACCCAAGUGUGACGUGAAUACAAGCCAACGUAUCCCCCCUUGCAGAGCACUGUGUGAGCAUUCCAAGGAACACUGUGAGUCUGUUCUUGGGAUCGUGGGCCUACAGUGGCCUGAAGACACAUAUUGCAAUCAGUUUCCAGAGGAAAAUUCAGACAAUCAAACCUGCCUAAUGCCUGAUGAAGAUGUGGAAGAAUGUUCACCAAGUCACUUCAAGUGUGGCUCAGGACGGUGUGUUCUGGCUUCCAGAAGAUGUGAUGGCCAGCCUGACUGUGAUGAUGACAGUGAUGAAGAAAACUGUGGCUGUAAAGAGAGGGAUCUUUGGGAAUGUCCAGCCAAUAAACAGUGUUUGAAGCACACGUUCAUCUGUGAUGGAUUUCCAGACUGCCCUGAUAACAUGGAUGAAAAAAAUUGCUCAUUUUGCCAAGAUGAUGAACUGGAAUGUGAAAACCACGAGUGUGUUUCACGGGACCGGUGGUGUGAUGGCCAAGCUGACUGCUUAGACAGUUCAGAUGAAUGGGACUGUGUGACCCUCUCUAAAAACGCGAACUCCUCUUCAUUCCUGACUGCUCACAGAUCUGCCGCAGAACACCACGUGUGCGGGGAUGGCUGGCAGGAGAACCUGAGCCGGCUGGCCUGCAAGCAGAUGGGUUUAGGGUAA
This is a messenger RNA of Hipposideros armiger (great roundleaf bat), 2495 nucleotides long. RefSeq names its product corin, serine peptidase (gene CORIN). The transcript is spliced from 16 exons. The record is from RefSeq and is a predicted model, not a curated record. Gene Ontology annotation, cellular component: signaling receptor complex; plasma membrane. Gene Ontology annotation, molecular function: low-density lipoprotein particle receptor activity; protein binding. Bases 90 to 2495 code for a protein of 801 amino acids. NCBI's taxonomy places the organism in Eukaryota, Metazoa, Chordata, Mammalia, Chiroptera, Hipposideridae.